Molecule: messenger RNA, 543 nt
Organism: Spirodela intermedia
Lineage: Eukaryota; Viridiplantae; Streptophyta; Magnoliopsida; Alismatales; Araceae
Source: the annotation of a GenBank genome assembly
AUGCAGCAGGCGAUCCCGUACGGCGGCGGGCGGAGGGGGCGGCUCCCCGCCGCCGCCAUUGCUGGCGUGGGCGGCGGCCUCGGCACGUCCUCCUCCUCCUUCCUGGACGGGUCAUCGCCGUUUUCCGGGCCGAGCACGGCCACCGCCAGCACCAGCAGCAGCGGCAGCGUCGGCAGCUGCGGCAUGAGCGCCGGCGGCGCCGUGGGGGGGAUCAGGAGCCUCGUCGCAGAGAACCCGGUGCUGAUCCUCAGCCGCGGUGGCUGCUGCAUGUGCCAUGUGGUGAAGCGCCUGCUGCUGGGGCUGGGAGUGAACCCGGUGGUGUGCGAGCUGGACGAGGACCGGGAGGAGGCGGCCAUCAUGGAGGAGCUGACCGGGGCGCCGCGGUCGGCGGAGCGCCACCAGUGGCUGGCGCCGGCGCCGCCGCAGCUCCCGGCGGUGUUCAUCGGCGGCAGAUUCGUGGGCGGGCUCGAUCGGCUCAUGGCCGCUCAUAUCUCCGGAGAUCUCGUCCCCAUCCUCAAGGACGCUGGCGCCCUGUGGCUUUGA